This is a messenger RNA of Anas platyrhynchos (mallard), 7899 nucleotides long. RefSeq names its product transient receptor potential cation channel subfamily V member 3 (gene TRPV3). Gene Ontology annotation, molecular function: calcium channel activity; protein binding. Lineage: Eukaryota; Metazoa; Chordata; Aves; Anseriformes; Anatidae. Gene Ontology annotation, cellular component: cilium; plasma membrane. Gene Ontology annotation, biological process: calcium ion import across plasma membrane; osmosensory signaling pathway; actin filament organization. The record is from RefSeq and is a predicted model, not a curated record.
CAAUAAUUUUAAAGGGCUUUCCACACAAAACAAAAUUGCUUUUCACAGACACUUUUAAAAUUUCUGUUAGGAAAAACCUUCAUAGGAAAAGAACAAAUUUCUCACCAGGAAGAAAAUGACUUUUCUGUAGUGCCUGAGGUUUACUACAGCCCUUCAAAAGUUAGAAAAUCUUACAGAUAGUUUGAAAAUCUUACAGAAAGGUGAAUCUCUUUUUGUCAAGUGUGAUUCCUGCCGAUUGGAUUUAUAUACCAUAAAUAGUGCACAAAAUUCAAAAUGGAGUUUUACUACCGUUCCUCUGGGAAAGGGGAUUUCUUUUUAUGAGUUAGUAAGAAUUAGUUCAUAGGUGCUAGAAAGCAUCACGGUCUGUGCCGUGGGUGUUUGAAGGGUCCUGUGAAUGAAACAGCUAUUGGUAAUCACUUCCUCUCCUCUGCCCCUAAGGAAGUAGAGACCUUUGUGCCAUGAUAGCAUGGGUAAAUGUUUCUUCUUAUUUGUAGGAUUCUCUUUUUAGCCACUGUGUUUAUACUGUCAUUGAUCUAUAGAGAUAAUAAUAUGUAUGAUUUAUCUUUGUCUCAGGUAAGCACAAGGUGAGUCUGUGAUAGCAAGUAACGUACUGUAAAAGUGGCAGAGUCCCAUUCAUCAUUACAGAUAAAUGUCCUUUCCUUAUCCCCACCAUGCUGGAGGUGACAUACCAAGUCCUCGAUGUCCUCAGAAUCCUCCCCAAAAUAAUUCUUACUACUAAAAUUAACACGGUAUUUUUGUCUCACUGCCCACUUCAAAUAAACCGCUUCUGUGACAGCCUGUAAGCAAGGAUUAACCAGAUAAUGAAAGAAAAACGUAGUUACAACAAAAGAUGACAUUCUGUAUCAGGGUUACAUAGGCUACAGUGCUUAUUAUCUGACAUUCUCCAGACUGUUGCACUGUUUUUCUCUGUACCUCGUAGAUUACAUAAAAUGGUAGUGCACAGCAAGAUGAUGAUGUCAUUAAACUAACAAGACAGAGGGAGGUAAGAAGCUGAUAAGCAUAAAAAUAAUCUAUUAACUUUCAUGAGAUUUGCAUGGGUAUAGCUAAACAGGAACUGAGUUCUGUAGGAGAUACUGUCAAAAGCUUAGGCUCAGUUUUCAUCUAGACAUGCAAUUAAUCGUGAUUAAAAAUGAGAAGCAGACGCUACUUCAGCACUGUAGCAAGGUACUUCUACCAUUGUGCCUGCAGUUAUUUACUUGUGCGCGCUCUGACAUCUCAUUUAAAAUAGUCUCUGUGGCUGAGAGUCCAGUCGUAGAUGUGCCUUUGAAAGCAGUAGUCCAUGUAUUAAAAAAUUAACCUUUCCUCUUUUCCUCCCUAAAUUGCUUCAUUAAGCAAUUUACCCUUUUUAUUAUUACCUUUGACUAUUUUCACCUCUCUAAAUGUCUAAAAUAUCUGCAGUGAAAAUUAGCUGCAGGUGGGGCUUUUGUCUUGCUCCCCCUGUAGAUGGCCCAUGCAGAAAUGUGGUGCCGUAUCUGAGCAGCUCUAGCAUUGCUCACAAAUCAAAGUCUCUUCGCUGUGUCCGUUGUGUUUUACAGAUUUUAACUUUGGUCUUUAUUUUCUCCAACUCUUGCAGUUGCUCCCGCUGACCCCUCUAAUUUUGACACGUGCCAGCUGCAUCCCUCUUAACUUGGCAUCACAUUUUGCUGACUCAUUUUUUGACCUACUGGUCUGUUUCCAACUAUUCUUUUCCUAUAAAGUUCCUUCUUUUGUAAAGCUGUUUAAUGCCCAUCUCCAUCUUAUUGUAGUCCCCUAUAAUUGAUUUAUGUCAAAUACCACAUUCAUCUCUUCCUCCGGAUGGGAAAUGUCUUUACUCUGCUCAUAAACUGCUGUGUAUUCUAAAAUCACUUGGUAAGAAGUAAAUCGCAGAAUUAUUUAUGAACUAAGCACAACAACAGUAACUUGCUUUAGCUGUGCUAAGUUAAAAUGUUUAUCUGUCUAUGAACUCAUACAACAUGUGUCUGAAAACUAUAUGAACUGCAUUUUCAAAGGCACGGACAAAACUUUUUUCCUACUUCAAAUAUGUAAUGCCCUAGUUCAGUUUUUCUGUUCAUUAAUUGUGGUGAAAGCUACCAUUUCCUUUGUAUGCAAGUGUACUAAGUUAAUCAAAUUUGUCCUUUAUAAAUUAUUUCUAUAAAUAUUGUAAUGUGAGUUCUUAGGACAUGCAUUCACAUGGCAUAUUUCUGAGUGGCACUGGUGUGAUGUCACAUCUCUCUUGUAAACAUGUCUAACAGUGGUAGAAAACACAAAAUUUUAUUUUCAUGUUUUUUAAGCCAACCCUUUCAAGUUAGUACUUUCCAAUAUUUCAGAUUUCUUCUCUGUUUGGGUUAGUGAAAAUAAAUUACAACGGCACUUCCAUGUGUUUGGGCCUUAUAAAUUCUCAGUUUUCUGUAUUUGGGAUGGCAAAUUCCUAUAUGUAAACAUCAAUCAUAUAUACAUUAGCGGCUUUAUAUUCAAAUAUUUGAUAUGCCUGUCUCCUUUUCCACACUAGGUGUCUUUUCAAACAUGCUUCACAAUCUGCUUUCUGUAUCUUGAGACAGAAGUAGAAGGUUUGUAUGUACAUUCAUCACAUUAAGGGAAGUGGAUGUAGGAAAGGAAAAACAUGUAGUUCUUUUUGUUCAAUCCUGCAUGCAAAUGAUUUUUAUAAAAUCCUUGGGUAUGGAGGGCAUUGCCCUGAUUUGCUUGAGAAUGGAACCAUGACCUCACAAAACUUAGUGUUUUUACACUUAGUGAAUUUUAAAGGAUCCUAAAUUCAUAUUGUUUGCUUCCAGGGUAUCGUUGGUGAUUUAAAAUGAUGCCCUUGAGUAUUAUGUUGAGAAAGAGGAAGAUAAUUAUUCUUCAUUAAUUACAGAAUUCCUAUUAUGAGCAUUUAUAAGCAGAUAACAUGUAUUAACAUCUGUUUAUGUUAUGUGCUGUUGAUCAUUUCCAUAUAGCAGAGUCAUGACUUUUUUUUUUUCCCCAAAGAAAUGUUGAGAAAUGUUGAGAGCAUACAAAAGUCCUUGAUGUCGUCCAUGUGACCAUUUGUUUAGCUGAGUUCAGGCUGGACACAGUAUUUAGAGUCUGACUGUUGCUUCUGCUAUUCUAAUGCAUUCAAAAAGUUCAGGGCUUUUUCUGUGUUCACUACCCUUUGUGUAUGAAACCUCCCUUCCCGUAUCAUACCUGCUGCACAGACCUUUCUGUAAUUGGCCACUUUUCUAAAGUUAAAUUCUUCAAGAACUGACUGCUUAGAAUAAUUGUAAAUAUGCACACAUUAUAGGGGAACUUACGAAAGCCAAAGAGAACAUUGUGCUGUUUGCAUUUCUCUAUAUAAGAUAUACUGGCAUUGUGACUGACAAAUGCCCUUCAGUUUAAUUUGAGCACAUACUUGAAGUUACAGUUCUCCUGGAUUUAUGGUGUGGAUUUUCCACUCAUAAUGGAACUUCUACAAUGUAAUUUAAUCAGUCUUGACUAUAACCCUCCAGCUUUGACACAUAGAAUAACAUGUAUGUGCCUAAUAACUGAAAGAUGAAAAGAUAUUAAGAGUUGUGUGCUCACAUGUGAAGAUUGUAAACUCUUGGUCACUAAACCUUCUUGAAAUGUACAAGUGGUAAGUAACUGUGAUUCUAUCUACUGCAGAAAUAUGAUUAAAGAUAACAAAGAAGUUGUUCCACUAAUGGGCAAGAAAACAAAUCCAUCUGGUAAUCCCCCUUCAAACCAGCAAGAGAAAAAGCCAACUGAGAGCACUCCCACAAAGAAAAGUUCACACUUCUUUCUGGAGAUUGAUGGUUUUGAAAGCAAUGCAACUCCAAAUAAUACAUCUCCCCCUGUGUUUUCAAAACCAAUGGAUUCAAAUAUUCGUCCAUGUGCAUCUGGAAAUGGGGAAGAUAUGGAUUCCCCACAGUCUCUUCAGGAUGAUGUGACUGAAUAUAGCCCUAAUGUAGACAGUUGUGCUAACAUACCACAAGGUCCUGAGCAGACAAGUGCCCGGAAGAAGUUGAAAAGAUACAUAUUUCGAGCAGUAUCUGAGGGAAAUGUGGAAGAAUUGCAAGGUCUGCUCGCAGAGCUGAAGGAACGAUCAAAUGCAUGUACAAACAUGACUGUGCCAGAUUAUCUGAUGAAAAAAUUCACAGCUUCAGAUACUGGCAAAACAUGUCUGAUGAAAGCUCUACUGAACAUCAACCAAAACACAAAUGAGAUCGUGAAUAUGCUACUCUCCUUUGCAGAAGAAAAUGGUAUUUUGGAGAGGUUUAUCAAUGCAGCAUACACAGAAGAGGCCUAUAAAGGCCAGACAGCUCUAAAUAUUGCCAUUGAAAGAAGACAAUAUGAAAUCACUCAGAGCCUUAUAGAAAAAGGAGCUGAUGUCAAUGCUCACGCCCAGGGUAUUUUCUUUAAUCCCAAACAUAAGCAUGAAGGCUUUUAUUUCGGUGAAACUGCACUGGCGUUAGCUGCAUGUACCAAUCAACCAGACAUAAUUCAGCUGUUAAUGGACAAUACCAGGACUAAUAUUACUUCUCAGGAUUCCAGAGGAAACAAUAUCUUGCAUGCAUUAGUUACUGUUGCGGAGGACUUUAAAACUCAGAAUGACUUUGUAAUCAGAAUGUAUGAUAUGAUUUUGUUGAAAAGUAAAGACAGAAAUUUGGAAACAGCAAGGAACAAGGAUGGUUUGACACCACUACAAUUAGCUGCAAAAACUGGGAAAUUAGAGGUUCUGAAAUACAUCCUGAGCAGAGAGAUAAGAGAUAAGCCUAACAGGAGCUUGUCAAGAAAAUUCACAGACUGGGCUUAUGGUCCUGUUCAGUCUUCUCUUUAUGAUCUGACAGAUCUAGAUACCACCACGGACAAUUCAGUACUGGAGAUUAUUGUUUAUAAUACGAAUAUUGGUAAUCGUCAUGAAAUGCUGACUUUGGAGCCUCUGAAUUCACUGCUGCGAAUGAAAUGGAAGAAGUUUGCACGACACAUGUUUUUUAUGUCAUGUUGUUUUUAUUUCCUAUACAAUAUAACACUGACGUUAGUUUCCUACCACAGACCUAAUGAAAAUGAAGCUCCACCUUAUCCACUAGCUCUAACACGUGGUGUGGGAUGGUUGCAGUUAUCGGGACAGGUGAUGGUUAUGUUAGGAGCAAUAUUUUUAGCUAUAAAAGAGAGUGUAGCCAUCUUUCUGCUUAGGCCCUCAGACCUGCAGUCAAUUCUCUCAGAUGCGUGGUUCCACUUUGCAUUUUUUAUACAAGCUUUGCUUGUGAUCUUCUCUGUCUUUUUGUACUUGUUUUCCUACAAAGAACACCUCGUGUGUCUUGUUUUGGCAAUGGCCCUAGGAUGGGCUAAUAUGCUCUAUUUCACCAGAGGUUUCCAGUCCAUGGGAAUAUACAGUGUUAUGAUUCAAAAGGUCAUCCUGCAAGAUGUGAUAAAAUUUUUAGUUGUCUAUAUCGUGUUUUUGCUGGGAUUUGGCGUAGCUCUUGCUGCAUUGAUUGAAACUUGCCAAAACGGCAGUGAGUGCCAUUCUAACAGCAGUCUGGGACCUGUUCUGAUGGAUCUUUUUAAGCUCACUCUAGGACUGGGUGAUCUGGAGAUCCAGCAAAAUUCAAAAUAUCCUGUGCUAUUUCUUCUGCUCCUCAUAACUUAUGUUGUGUUGACUUUUGUUCUUCUCUUGAACAUGCUUAUUGCAUUAAUGGGAGAAACAGUGGAAGAUAUUUCUAAAGAGAGUGAGCACAUCUGGAAACUCCAGAGAGCUAGAACCAUUUUGGAAUUUGAAAAAUUCUUACCAAAAUCUUUGAGGAAAAAAUUCCAACUGGGAGAACGGUGUAAAGUGGCUGAAAAUGACACGAGGGUGUGCUUAAGGAUUAAUGAAGUGAGAUGGACCGAGUGGAAAACGCAUGUUUCAUUUAUUAAUGAAGAUCCAGGGCCAACAGAUCCAAGCAAAGUUCAAGAUAAUUCAAGAACUAAUAGCAAAACAACCCUGAAUACGUUUGAAGAAAUGGAUGAUUUGCCUGAAACUUCUGUUUAGUUCUUCUGUAUUUCAUAUGUGGAUGCUUUGGAGGCUAAAAGCAUCAGAAGCUGAUGUUGAAAGCUUUUUUAGUAUUUUGGACAGCUGUAACCAGCUGGAACACAAACUUACAGUGACAUGGUCUGAUGACUUUAACCCAUUUAAUCAGUGCAGCUAUGCUAAAAAUAAAAUGGACUAUUUCACUGGUUCAAUUUUGAGCCUCUUAAAAACCAUUGCUGUCCAAGUAUGUAUGAUUAUUCAAACUUGGAUCUAGACUAUGUACUGGUUAAAAAAAGGUCUAAUGUGAGAUAUUUCUUCCUUUUGUGGAAAACUGAGAUCUUUGUGAUCCCAGUCUGAUGUCUUUUGUUUUCAAAUCUUUAGCACAUUGUAUUCUGAAAAAACUUAAGUUUUUGUCAUGGUGAAAAGAAAGGCAUUUCAAUUUUGAAGACUACUAAAUGAAGAAUUUUACUUUGAAAUAACAAUGUUCUGGAAACAUUUGAAACUUUUGUAUUGAUGGUCAGUGUUACUGGAAUCUUUAUCCCACAAUUUGGAGAAAGCUUCAAGUAGAAAAAUAGCCCCUUUGGGUCUCAUUAGCUUUGUGAUUUAUUUUCCUGUGUAUACUACCUAGGGUACAAAUGUGGUCUUUAUUCAUGUGGAUCAUAUGUGGAUUUUUAUUCAUUAUUUAUAUAUGUGCCUUCCCAUAAAAUAAUAGGGCAGAAACACAAUUCACAAUGGAGAAUUUCUGAGUUUGUUCAAGUCACAAUGUCUUUAUUUUUCCUGUUUCUACUUGGCUUUUCCAUACUGGUGAAUCUUGCUAUCACACUGGAAGUUUUCAGGUUUAAUUAAAUCAAUUUCUACAUUCAACCACUUCAGAAAGAUGAAAGUCAAUUUCUUCCCAAAGGAACAGAAUAAGUUAAAUGCAAUAUAAUUGCAGACUUUAUUUUAUUUUUAUUUUUAUUUUUUUUAAUUCAGAGGACUGUGUAAUGCAUUUCUGUAGCACUUUUUAUUUCAUUACUUGUGAUGACCUAGUACUAUAAAUUAUAUUUUUUACUUUUCUAUUUGUGUAUGUAUAAAAAGAAAUAGUUGUCCUGUGUACCUGUAGAUUUCAAUUAUUACAAUAUGUAUCUUCAUUGUCAUGGAUUUUUGUCGUAUAUACAUUUGGUGCCUGUUUUAAAGGUACUAUUUAGGAAACACUCAGGUAAAUUCUGUUUUGUGUUUGAAUGAUAAUAUGAAUUGCAUUGGAUUCUUACAGCUAAGCCUGAAGUGCGCAAAAUGGUCCAAAAAACUUUCUUAACACAGAAGAGAACGUGAGGGAACUCUCCAUCGGAAAGGAUAGUGCAAAGCUAUUUGCAGUGAUGGUGAACAUAUUUUUUGCUACCAAACUGGUCUUCUACAGAUGUCCUAUGAGGCGUUUGCUACCGUGUAUGGCUCGGAUGGAUGGGAUCAAGUUGAAAUCUUCAGUUACUUUUUCACAGUGCAUAGGAAUUCUAGGGGAAGGACAUUCAUGCAUAUCAAUAUACUGAUGUAGUAUCUGAGCAUUGUUUGACCUUCUUAGUAGGAUAUGUGAGUAUGAGAAGAAAAAAUCCUAUCUUCCAGAAUCUUUCAUCUGUGCUGGUUGAUUUUGCAUUGAAACUGACAACAAAGAAUAUUGUCUUAGGACUAUGCAGUUCCAUUUGGAUUCUUUUGAGUGCCAGUUUUUGUACCAAAAAAAUACCUCGUCACAUAUACUCAGGAACCGGAAUAAAUGAGUCUGCACUGUAUUCCAUAUUGUUAUGGAUAGACUUGUCACUAAAAACAAGUUCAGAUGUCUCUGCACUGUACUGAGGUCAGACUGUAGGCACAGCCAUAAAACAGGGAAGACACAAGAAACGUAAGGAACGUGCUGUAGCCAUGUCCAUGUUCAAAGCUAUGUGAUACAAAUG